UGUAUCUAGAAAUCAACAAUGGAAGUACGAUUCAUGUCGAUGAGUCAGUAUUUAAAUACAAUGAAGCAAAUUAUAACAUGGGUGGUGGCAUGGCGAUAAUUACUGAAGGUAAUAAUUUGAAAAAUCCUCAAUGUAAACAAGAUACUGUGCGCUUAUGGGAUUACAACAAUUCUGUAACGAUAAGGAACACGAAGUUUAUUGAAAAUAUUGCCCAAAAUGGUGGUGCAGUCUCCAUGAAAAACGGAAUAAUAUAUUUCAAUAAUUGUCACUUUGUUAACAAUUUUGCACAUGGUCAUAUUAACUAUGAUGGACCGCACAGCGAAGGACCGUUCAUUUUACACAAUACUACCGCAUUACAAGAAAUACAGUCAUAUAAUCCUUUGGUCUUGAUUGCAAAUGGCGGGAUAGUGGAUUUUGAUAAUUUUACAAUGUUGCGUUGCCCAGUUGGAUCAAAGAUGGAAAUGUUGAAUCUCUCUUAUAACAAAUGGAUAAAUAGUUCUUGUACAUACCACGUCACUAAACUUCGCUUUGUAUGUAAACAAUGUGAUGAAGGCACGUAUAGCUUACAGCAGGGUCACACAUUAGGAUUGAGACCAGUUCAUUCAUUUUCUUGUCUACCUUGUCCAAAUGGAGCCGACUGCUUUACAACCAUCAAAUCAAAGCCAAACUUCUGGGGAUAUUUGAGCAAGAAAAAUAAGCCAUCUUUAAAAUUUAUCAGAUGUCCUGAUGGUUAUUGUCGUGAAGGCUUUACAAACCCAAAACACGACAGCUACAACAUGUGCCAAAGAAAGCGUAAAGGUUGGAUUUGCGGUCAUUGCUCUCCCGGUUACAGUGAAACUGUAUUCUCAACAAAUUGUAAAUUGACAAAAAACUGUUUUCAUUAUUCGUUUUGGAUUGUGUAUAUCGUAUUGGCGUUCAGCAUGGCUUUGUUUUUUAUAUUUCAACCACCGAUUGUCACUUUUCUAGUAAAACAGAUAUUGUGGUUCAAAAAUGAAAGAAAAAAAACUAAACACCUGAGCGAGAACACCAGAAGAUCAUUACGGUCAACAGAGAUGCAGAGAAGCGAUUCUCCGUUUGUUCUCUCCACUGAAGAAAUUGAAAACGAAAAGAUUGAUUCCGUAGGAUUUCUUAAAAUUAUUUUUUAUUUCUAUCAGAUUUCUUACUUACUGCAAACAGAUACAAACAUAAAGCACCUUUUGAAAACAAAAAUAAUUAAUCCUGUUCAGAGAUUUUUCAAUUUUCAGGGAGUUCAUUUCGAAGGUGUAUGUCCAAUACCUGGUCUCACAGCAACUGGAAAACAUUUGUUUGAUGUUGCACCUGUAUUUGGAACUUUACUGGCCAUAUACUUUAUCUACAGUCUUCACUUUUUCAUAAGUAAGAUCUUUCGUGCAUACACUCCAAAAUUUAAACAAUACCUGGGGGCAACAAUGCAAACCAUUCUCCUAGGAUAUAUAAAAAUUGCCAACGUUAGUCUUGCACUAAUUCAUUGCGUUCCCAUAAACUCUGACUAUCGUUGGUUUUAUGAUGGUAACAUAUUAUGCUUCAAAUGGUGGCAGAUUCUGUUCUUUGCAUUUGACGUUGUUGUAUUAUUUCCCUUCAUUCUGGUGUUACCCUGGUUUGCCGUGAAAUUGCACAAUGGAAUGAUUUCAACAAAGCAAUUCUUUCUCGCUUGUGUUGUACCAUUUCCUUUUCUCAUUUUUUGGUCUAUGCAGUAUCUCUUGCAAAGGUGUAGUAUUUAUCGAAGUCCUGUAAACAGGACAGUAAACACUACUGAGUAUACAGAUACGCUGAAAUCCAUCUUUCUCGCUCCAUUUCGCAAGCCUAAAGAGGGAAAGUCAGAUUACUUAGUUGUUUUAUCACUCAUGUGCAUGGCAAUCAUCUGUGUGCUGGCGUUAUUACAUCAUAAAUGUGUGAAACCGUUCCAAAACCCUCGUGCCAACAAAGCAGAAACCAUUUCUCUACUAAGUCUUGCAGUAAUGGCUAUCAUUAAUAUGUGCAAAUCAAUUUUCAGAUUUUCCAUAGAAGAUGAUAGUUACGGAUGGAUAAUUUCAACACUUGAUAUCAUCGAGAUGAUAAUGUUAGGUUUCAUACCUGGAAUAUCUAUUCUUUUGUUUGUAUUAGGGAUAUCAUCAUUGGUGGUACGUUUGGUUUUCAUGGCCAUCACCACCAUACGUAGAAAAAUGCACCGCCAUGACCCAACAUACGAUGAACUGUUGAACGAUAACCAUGAGGAAAACUUAAAGGAAGACUUUGUAUUUUAA
This is a messenger RNA of Xenia sp. Carnegie-2017, 2261 nucleotides long. RefSeq lists its product as uncharacterized. The record is from RefSeq and is a predicted model, not a curated record. The coding region runs from base 78 to 2261 and encodes 727 amino acids. The transcript has 2 exons. NCBI's taxonomy places the organism in Eukaryota, Metazoa, Cnidaria, Anthozoa, Malacalcyonacea, Xeniidae.